AAGCUAGCAUCACGUACGUACGAUCAAGGAGAGUCGCGACGAUCUCUCUGUACAUGGCCAGGUCUCGCGCCGCUGCCGCCGCAAUGGCCAAGCUCAUCUGCUUCCUGGCCGUCGUCGUCUUCUUCCUCGCGCUGGCUGAGGCCAGGGACGUGCCUGCAGCUGCCACUGCCACGACUACGACAGCAGCAGCAACCAAGGUUGGCACGAAGAAGGUGGCGGCGGCGGGGCUGGGCGAGCAGAAGACGUUCCUGCCGCCGGUGGUAGGAGGGUACGGCGGCGGCGUCGGAGGAUUCGCUGGCGCUGGCGGCGUGGGAGGCUUCGGCGGAGCCGUCGGGGGAAUCGGCAGUGCGCUUGGUGGCGUCGGUGGUGGCGUUGGAGGGAUCGGAGGUGUCGGUGGCGGCGUUGGAGGGAUCGGAGGCGUUAGUAGCCUCGGUGGAGCCGGCGGCGGCAUCGGUGGGCUUGGCGGGCUCGGUGGUGGUGGGCUUGGCGGGCUUGGCGGUGGUGGGCUCGGCGGCGGCUCCGGUGGUGGAAUCGGCGGUCUCGGAGGAGGCGGUUUGGGCGGUGGCUCCGGCGGUAUCGGAGGCGGCGGCCUGGGCGGUGGCUCCGCUGGUCUUGGAGGCGGUGGUGCCGGCGGGCUCGGCGGUGGCAUCGGCCAUGGUGGCGGCGGCGGUGGAUGCAUCCACCCGUGAUCCGUGCGUGCAUGAAUGCUCGCUUCUUGACGACGGAGUCAACACUGAUCUGGUCGCUGCAUGCAUGGAUUUGACUGUCGCUACGUACGUGCCUACUCGUAGUAGCAAGUGUUCAUCAUGUAGCUUGUGCUAAAAUGUCUCGUUCGUGCGUGCGUGUAGUUCGUGUGGGAAUAAGAGGGUGCUAAUUAAUCAAGCUACAGCAGCUUGUAAUUAGCCUUAGCUUCAUGUUUGAACCAUGCAUGCAUGGUGCUAGCAGCUGUUUUCGAUAUUUUUCU
Brachypodium distachyon (stiff brome) is the source of this 964-nucleotide messenger RNA. Its product is annotated as acanthoscurrin-2. NCBI's taxonomy places the organism in Eukaryota, Viridiplantae, Streptophyta, Magnoliopsida, Poales, Poaceae. The record is from RefSeq and is a predicted model, not a curated record. The transcript has a single exon. Bases 54 to 689 code for a protein of 211 amino acids.